AUGUGGUUUUCACAAUGGGAUAUGGGAAGUGCAGUGUGGGAGGGAAAAGAAAAAAGUAAAAAAAGUUAUGAAAAUUCACCACACCGAUUUGUUGAAAAGUGGGAUACACCUAUUUUGUGUAUUCAUAGUGAAAAAGAUUAUCGAGUGGUAGUGAGUCAAGGGAUUGCAGCAUUCAAUGGGGCAAGAAUGCAAGGAGUUGCAGCAGAGUUAUUAUAUUUUCCAGAUGAAAAUCAUUGGGUUCUUAAGCCACAAAAUGGGAUGCUGUGGCAAAGAACAUUUUUUAGAUGGCUGAGACGAUGGCUAGAAUGA
This is a messenger RNA of Entamoeba dispar SAW760, 309 nucleotides long. RefSeq names its product acylamino-acid-releasing enzyme, putative. Gene Ontology annotation, molecular function: serine-type endopeptidase activity. The record is from RefSeq and is a predicted model, not a curated record. NCBI's taxonomy places the organism in Eukaryota, Evosea, Mastigamoebida, Endamoebidae. The coding region runs from base 1 to 309 and encodes 102 amino acids. The transcript has a single exon. Gene Ontology annotation, biological process: proteolysis.